AUGCCUGGACCCGACGACGACGCAGUAGAACAGACCGCAGCCGUUAGGACCAACAGCAGCGGCUACGGCCUCAAGGCGGCGCCCAGCUUCUCCACCUCUGGACUCGGCAGUGUCGCGAGCGUGAACAGCUACAGAUCCAGCAGCGUAGACGGCCAGGAGGUGGACGUGGACGACUGCAACGAAGAGUGCGCCGACAGCGACAUCCUCGAGUCCCCGAACGACGGGGAGAUGACCAUCAUGAACGACGACGACGCCGACCUGAGCGAGGAGGAGGAGGAGGUCAUGGAGCACUCGAUCGACUUCUCGGUCAACAGAGCCACGGUCACGCGGGCGGGCGUCAUCCCGUGCUGCGUGUUCGUGGCCCGCGUCCGUUGGGGCACCACGGACUGGGAGAUCUACUUCGGGCAGAAGCAGAUCCUGCGGCUGCACUUCCAGCUGCACCUGUACUGCCUGCUGCACCGCCACAAGUUCAUGCGGGGCGUGCACCUGCCCUGGACGAUCUGGCGCGAGAAGCGCGCGGAGAAGCGCGUGGCGGACGUGUACGUCGUGCAGGACUACAUCCGGACGCUGCUCAAGGACAGGGACCUACGUAACUCAGAGCCGCUGCUGUCGUUCCUGGAGGUGAGUCCGUCACGCGCCAUGCUGCGCCUCGGACCGUCGCUGAAGGAGGGAUAUGUGCACAUGCGCAUCAACGGCCCGUUCCAGCUCCCGCUGUACACGUGCUUCAAUCGCACUAUUGAGGCGCUGUACAGGCAUCUGUACCGCGCGUGGAUGCGCAUUGCCUUCGUGUCGGCUAUCGUGGGCUUUAUCUUCCCGGUCUGUCUUGUGAUUGUGACGAGUCUGCCGACUUUCUUCUCGCCCCAGAAGGAGCUCGUGAACUCGGAUUCAGGUACCAAGGAGGUGUCCACGAAGCUGAACACGGCUGGAGUCUUCUUGGGUCUAGCUGUUCUCGCAGGUAUCAUCUUCUUCGCUGGAUUCGUGUACAAGUUCUUCCAGCAUCGCCUUGGUGUCAUUCGACGAUGGGUCGUUCUGAAGCCCUCAUGCUUCGCUGCCUACCGGAAUCGGAAUGACCGCGAGCCUAGUGAGGUGUUCUUGUUCGAUAAGACGUUUACGGCUCGGAAGGGAAGCUACAGGCAAGGUGUCAGUUGGAUGCCGAGUGGACUGGUUGUCGGAAGUAAAGCUGGUGACAUCGAGAUCGACACGGGACACUACUACACUCGACUGACGGCCUUUAUCGCUCUCAUGGGUGUGUGUUACGGUAUCAUGCGUCUAUCGAACAGCAUUUACGACUUUGAAACUCUAAGUCUGGACAAGAGCUUGGGUGUGCCGAUUACGAAUGCGUCCGGAUACGAGAAUUGGACGGAGACCAACGAUAUCGAGUACUGUGGAUACUACUUCACUGUGCCGCAUGGAGUCACAGUCUACGUUGAAAGUGAUGAAGACAAUGCCGUGGUGUCGCAGCUGCAAAUGCCGUCGGCGAAUUCGAUGACGGCAAACCUCGGAUACUUUUGGCAAAGUGACAGCAUGGGCAACAGCUUGAACGUGAUUACGAAUGCGGUGGGGGCUGGCACAAUGAUGAGCGUGGUUAAACCAAUUGAUGCGAAAAACGACCGCUUUUUCGAGUCGGGAACGAACUAUUCGUUGCCGAGCGUUGGAAACUUGACGCUGGAGGGUGUUGAUACGGACAUCGAUGUGCAGAGCUACAGCAACGUUGACAGUUUGUGCGCGAUUUCCGUGCGGAUCUCACCAGUCACGUGGCGCUCAUACAUCUUCUACAUCAUGUUCCUGUUUGCUGGAGGCAUUAUCGCACCAGUUGUAGGUUUCCUGGCCAACUAUUUCGUUACGUACCUGGGCGUGUGGCACCCACAUGUUCGUCGUGACCACUGGUUCCGAUGCGUCCGUCGGUUGCAGAAGCUCAAGCGCCACGAAACGUCUACGCGAUUCAACUCGUUUGCACCGCAGCACGUCAGCACUUUAGCUGAUGAUGACAGCGCAGCGAUUGUAGCCAAAGCCAAGGCCGCAAGGUUACCGCCUGUAGCAGUGGGAAAUACCAGCGGCAGUGCAAUUAACCAGGUGGUAGACUCGGUGGUCAAGCUGGAGGCGGAAGCCGUUGCUCGUUUGGGUAGUGGAAACCUGACGUCUGCUUCCCGGGUGGACAGCAGUACGCAGUCUGAGGAGUCUUUCGAAGCCCCGCCGCCACCACCUAGUGCUGUAAGCUGGCAUGUGGAUGCAGAAGACACUUACGAAGCCAUGUACAAGGCCAUCUCCAACGCCAAGUACGAGAUUUUGAUUGCCGGUUGGUGGGUGUGUCCGGACUUAUUCCUGCUUCGUCCUGGCCGGAAGCUGCCACCGCGUGAACCUGAUGAAGAUCCCAAUGGACAGCAAGUGAACAAAACCAUGUUGCGUCAGUUGCUGAUGAAGAAGGCGGAGGCUGGUGUCAAGAUCUACGUGCUUAUUUAUCGUGAGGUAAAGCUGGCGCUUACGCUGAACAGCGCAUACACUAAGCGCAGCCUGAUGGUGCACCCGAACAUUCGGGUUCUCCGUGACCCGAUUUUCCAGAUCCAAAGUCUGGGUUUCUGGUCUCAUCACGAGAAAAUCGUCUGCAUCGAUCAGUCGCUGGCCUUUGUUGGAGGAUUGGACUUGUGCUUCGGUCGGUAUGAUCACCAUGGGCACCCUAUCAGUGAUCCUAGCGAUGAUCCUGUUUGGCGUGGCAAGGAUUACUCGAACCCGAUCAUCAAGGACUUCGUGCGUGUGAACAAACCGUUCGAAGACCUCAUUGAUCGUGGUUCGCAGCCGCGUAUGCCUUGGCAUGACGUGCACUGCAGCAUUUCGGGUCCGCCUGUACAGGACGUGGCUUACCACUUCAUUCAGCGCUGGAAUUUCGUAUGCUCCAAGAACGACUACCAGCUUCGAACAGGGUGGUGCAUCUGCUUCCGCUCGCGGCGGUUCAAGUUCCUGCCGAAAUGCCUCGUGCCGAUGGACUUCAAUGGAUGGACGCUGCAGUACCCGUCUUCGGACCCGGAAGCUAUGCUGGAGCGGGACGGAUCGACUCGGACAACCAUUCCACUUGUUCGUGAAGAUUCGUUGAGUAUGGUCGAACCGUUCCAAGUGGUCCAGUCGCUGAACCCCAUGUACCCGUGCGCUGCUACGGGCCCCCAGUGGCCGCCAACGUCGUCAUUGAAUCCUCUAAAUCCCAUCCGCCCACCAAUCACGAGUGCCUCGGGAACCGCGGGCCAGUUAGACGAUGGUGAAGUGUUGCGUGCCCAGCGCGGUGAGUCGAUUCUCCAAGUGUUUCAUCCGAGUGCCAGCAUCUGCAACAUUCAGGUGUGUCGCUCAGUGUCGAUGUGGUCGGCGGGUGUACCAACGGAGGCCAGUAUUCAGGCUGCCUACAUGGACGUGAUUGCCAACUCGAAGCACUACCUGUACAUCGAGAACCAGUUCUUCAUUUCCGGAAUGGAUGGCAACGGCAUCGUGCGAAACCGGAUUCUGCAAGCGUUGGUGGAUCGUAUUGAGCGCGCCGUGCAGCGUGAUGAGAAGUUCCGCGUGUAUGUGGUGAUGCCGCUGCUCCCGGCAUUCGAAGGCAACGUCCGCAGUCAUGAGCUCACGAACCUUCACGCAGUGAUGCACUGGCAGUUUGCGACGAUUUGUCGUGGUCGGUACAGCCUGUUUGAGGCGCUAAAGGGUGUAACUAACCACCCGGAGCAGUACGUUGCGUUCUUCGGAUUGCGCAAGUAUGGCAUCAUGCCUAACGGGUGUGUGUCCACCGAGCAAAUCUACAUCCACAGCAAGCUCAUGAUCGCUGAUGACCGGUGCGCUAUCAUUGGUAGUGCAAACAUCAACGACCGUAGUAUGAAUGGCGACCGCGACUCUGAAAUUGCGCUCGUGAUCGAGGACAUGCAGUACGAGGACGGUGUCAUGAACGAGAAGCCGUACCGACGGGGUGUUGCAGCAAGCAAGCUCCGCAUGCAGCUUUUCCGCGAGCACUUGGGCCUGACGGACGAUGACCUGUCCAUUGUGGAUGCGACGUCGGAUCGUACGUGGCAGGCCAUCAAGGCGACCGCUUCGAGCAACACGAAGAUUUUCGAGACGGUGUUCGACUGUGCGCCCUCAAACCGCAUGCGUGCGUUCGUCAACUUCCAGAGUAUUGAAGUGACGCAGAUCUUCGAAAAUCAGCGUAUGAAUGUGCUCAAGGUACCCGGCCGAGCUCACGUGUGGGAUGCCCAGAACCUGAAGGACGGCGACUACGCACCGUGGACGGACGUUAACGGUGUGCCCAUUGCUGCCGACCGCGUGGAUCUGAGAGACUUCGAAGUUGACAACUUCAGGGACAGGAAGAAGAAGUUGUUCUCUAUGGAUCACGACGGCUGGUGCUACGCGCGUAACUUCUCGAUCUUCCAAGAGGUUCGCACGAUGAAGACGGACUACAAGAAGCGCGAAAAGCUCCAGCAUCUUGUGGCUGAUCGUCUGAUGGCCCAGGUGCGACGUCGCCGCUGGGUCAAGAAGGGCUUGCUACCGCCCCGGCCUGAUCCUCGUGAUAGCUCCUUCAGCAUUGCAAGUGAUGACGAAGAGCACGGACGCUUCUACUCUCUCUGGCGGAGACUUCAGCAGGGCGACUUCAGCCGUUCGAACUCCGUUAGUACCCCGACGAACUUCAGUCAUCUGGAUACCGGCGGCAGCAUUGCCAACAGUGUGAGCGUCGGAGGUACGCAUCAAGGUCGUCGUCUCCACAACUCCUCGUCGUUGCCGCUGGAUGGUCCGAUCAUGAUGUCGAACACCACUCCGUCGCGCCCCGCCGUGCUUGGGGACAACCCAUCGUACCCGAACUCGCCAAGCGUUGCGAGCUUCCAGACGCCUCAAAGUCCGUCGAUGAACGCACUCCAAGGCGGUCCGCGAAGUGUACGCGGUGGUCGUACCCAAUCCCUCUUGGGAACUGGUGGAGGCGUCAGAACCCGCGCCAACACUCGCAGCGCUCGUGGGAGCUUCAUCGGCAUGUUCAGUGUCACUAGUGGCAACCGAAACGAUACGGACGAUGACUCGAGCGACGCCGGUAGCGACUACGGUGGAGGCCACGGCAUUCGCGCGUCUCUCAAGCGCUGGUACUCUGCGGUGGACGUGCUGGACUUCGGGCGUCGCUCCAAGUUCAACGCUGAAUACUUCGACGGCGACGACCACCUGAACGGCGACGAUCCGCUGCUCGAAGAAGGCCAGGGCAGCUACCACGCUGCUACGCGCGAGGGUCUGCUGAUGGAGGAGGGCGCGGAAGGCUCGGACGCUGAAGACGCCGACUGCCAGAUCAGCCACGUGCAGACCGCGGCCACAGUCCGCAAGGAGGACGAGACGCGAGCCCGUGGCCAGCUCUCGGAGAUCCGCGGCCACCUGGUGGAGUUCCCGCUCGACUUUUUGGUGGAGGAGAUCCUCAAGCCGUCGGUCCUGCCCGCUGACAUUCAUAUUUAA
Messenger RNA from Phytophthora sojae, 5454 nucleotides. Its product is annotated as PHox domain-containing protein. The coding region runs from base 1 to 5454 and encodes 1817 amino acids. The transcript has a single exon. NCBI's taxonomy places the organism in Eukaryota, Oomycota, Peronosporomycetes, Peronosporales, Peronosporaceae. Gene Ontology annotation, biological process: phospholipid catabolic process. Gene Ontology annotation, cellular component: plasma membrane. The record is from RefSeq and is a predicted model, not a curated record. Gene Ontology annotation, molecular function: D-type glycerophospholipase activity.